AUGCGGUGUGCAUACGAGGUGCAGUGGGUGUGGGUCACUUUCAACAUGAUUCCCAUCUGCAGAAUGGCGGCGUCGGCGCCGAACUCUAACCCCGAGAACUCGGCACCUGCUCGCUCGCUGGCUGAGGAACUGCCAAGCAACCUGACCGAAUCAAGUCGUGUCCACGUCGUAGAGGUGUCGUCCUGGGCCGCACGAGUUCGUUGGGGAGACGACUCGACAGGACGAGACGGAUUCUCGCGACUCCUUUACCGUGACCUCCGAGAUGAGGAAGCCAACGCCAUACAAACACACGUCAUCCUCCCGCCAUUCAAGCGGUCCUACUUCAUGGUAGAUCUGAAACCCAGGACUAGGUACGAGGUCUGCGUGUUUGAUCCCAAGCUUGUGUACCCUCCCGCAGUCGACUGUGCAGUCUUCACGACUAAAGACGACAGGGAGGAGUUCAAGUUCAGGGUGAAGGCGUGGGGGAUUGUUGGUGUGAUAGGUCUGAUGUUCCUCAUCACUGGAGCAGUGUUCAGGGUCGCCAUGUGGAUACGGAGGAAGAUCGCUGACCUCGGGAAGAAACACAGAGGCAAGAAGCUAAUCACGGUCUCGGACCAACUGGCACAAGACGCCGAGGAAUCGAUUUCCGAGAGACGAGGGGAAUCCAAGGAGGAGAUACUGAACCUGGAGUGA
Branchiostoma belcheri (Belcher's lancelet) is the source of this 672-nucleotide messenger RNA. RefSeq lists its product as uncharacterized. NCBI's taxonomy places the organism in Eukaryota, Metazoa, Chordata, Leptocardii, Amphioxiformes, Branchiostomatidae. The transcript has a single exon. Bases 1 to 672 code for a protein of 223 amino acids. The record is from RefSeq and is a predicted model, not a curated record.